AUGCAGUAUGUUACUGUCUACGGUCAUGACGAAGUCGCUUCGUUUGCGCCAACCAUUGGAGACGUAUUAUCUAAGCCUUUCAGAAUUGGGGAAAUUACAAAGAACAUCUCGAAACGUGAGAUAACCAACAGAAGACCUCAAGUCGAUGUUGAAAAAAGUGUUGCUACGUUGAGGGCUGUUCACAAACAAGAGAGAGGAAUAUUUGCCAGAGCUCAAUCUAGAUAUACCGCUAGUUACGCCACUCAGCUGCACCGUUGGCGAGCAUAG
Messenger RNA from Kuraishia capsulata CBS 1993, 267 nucleotides. RefSeq lists its product as uncharacterized. The transcript has a single exon. The record is from RefSeq and is a predicted model, not a curated record. Lineage: Eukaryota; Fungi; Ascomycota; Pichiomycetes; Pichiales; Pichiaceae. Bases 1 to 267 code for a protein of 88 amino acids.